This is a messenger RNA of Capra hircus (goat), 3154 nucleotides long. RefSeq names its product scleraxis bHLH transcription factor (gene SCX). The transcript is spliced from 2 exons. Lineage: Eukaryota; Metazoa; Chordata; Mammalia; Artiodactyla; Bovidae. Bases 118 to 723 code for a protein of 201 amino acids. Gene Ontology annotation, biological process: regulation of transcription by RNA polymerase II; developmental process. The record is from RefSeq and is a predicted model, not a curated record. Gene Ontology annotation, molecular function: RNA polymerase II transcription regulatory region sequence-specific DNA binding; DNA-binding transcription factor activity, RNA polymerase II-specific; protein dimerization activity.
CGUGCGCGCGGCGCAGCCGCCACCGCGGGAGCCCCGAGACCCGCGUGCCCCUGGGCCGGGCGGCAGUGGCGGCGGCAUGUGCGGCGCGCGACGGAGCUGACGGCGGCCGCCGGCCCCAUGUCCUUCGCAAUGCUGCGUUCGGCGCCGCCCGGCCGCUACCUGUACCCUGAAGUGAGCCCGCUGUCGGAGGACGAGGACCGAGGCAGCGAGAGCUCGGGUUCAGACGAGAAACCCUGCCGUGUGCACGCAGCGCGCUGCGGCCUCCAGGGCGCCCGGAGACGGGCCGGGGGCCGGCGGGCGGGGGGCAGUGGCCUGGGGCCCGGAGGGCGGCCGGGCCGUGAGCCCCGGCAGCGGCACACAGCGAACGCGCGGGAGCGGGACCGCACCAACAGCGUGAACACGGCUUUCACCGCGCUACGCACGCUCAUCCCCACCGAGCCCGCUGACCGCAAGCUCUCCAAGAUCGAGACCCUGCGCCUGGCCUCCAGCUAUAUCUCGCACCUGGGCAACGUGCUGCUGGUGGGCGAGGCCUGCGGCGACGGGCAGCCCUGCCACUCGGGGCCCGCCUUCUUCCACGCAUCGCGUGCCGGCAGCCCCCCGCCUCCCCCACCCCCCGCCCGUGACGGCGAGAACGCCCAGCCCAAACAGAUCUGCACCUUCUGCCUCAGCAACCAGAGAAAGUUGAGCAAGGACCGGGACAGAAAGACGGCGAUCCGGAGUUAGAGGCGACGCCGGGCCAUCCGCGGAGAGCCCCAGACCUGACUCAGGCACAGGCCUCGCUGAGGGCACCCCCAGGCCCACCCGGCCCUGGCUGCGAGUGGGGCUGAUGGACAGACAGGCGGUGGGACGCGCGGCCGCCGCAGCACUUGCCCAGCCCCACUGGAACUUUCCGUGCUGGCUCGCUACAUGGCUCUCCUCUGGCCACUAUGUGCUAGCAUUCUGUGUCUUUGAUAUGAUAAUAUAAAGUCUGGAAAUUUUGUAUAAUUAAAAACAAAACAGUAUCUUCCAAACGCAGAUGCACGCUGUCCUCUGGAGCAGCCCAGAACCAGCCCUGAGCAGAGCUGAGCCCACACUCCUGCCCUCAGGGCUGUGGUUGUUCGUGUCCCAGCCACCCUGGGCCAAGGCGCCUGGUUCCUGGGGAAAGCCCCCACUUUCCAGGGCUCAGGGUCAGCCCCCGCUGCCAGGGAACUGCGGUACGGGGUCUGGAGACCAGCGAGGGGAGAGGGCGAGGAAAGACGACAGCCCCCACGCACUUGGCAAGGGACAAAGCGGGACAGGCCGAAGCCAGGGAGCACUCCCUCCCCACCCCCGCUCCAAGGGCUACUAGGGGUCCGGGUGCCCUGCAGGCAAGGGCAGUGCGUGCAGCGUGCAACAUGCUGGUCUCCUGGGCCUUGGCACCUCAGCCCCUGCCCGCAGAGCCCCAGGAAGUGGGGGGCGGGGCACUGUCUGGCAGAAGGAGCUCCCAGUCUGUGCAGGCCUGAGGGUGUGGACCAGGUGGCAGGUGCCCACCCUGGGCUGCCCUGGCCCCAGAAGUCCUGCUCAAGGCGGAGGACCCCGGCCGCCCGCCCCUGCACCCACCCAGCUAACCCGAAGGCCCCACCUGCCCAUGAGGAGGGCAGUUCAGGCCUCUUGGAGCUGUGCACAGCUGGCUGACCAUUAAAAUCUUGCAGGUGACAAUUACGGCUUAGUGGUGUAAGCUCACAGGCACAGCAGAGAAGCAAGCUGGGGGCAGUGCCUUGUGGCACCCCCCCACACUGGCCAGCAGCCUGACUUCCGGCAGCCGGGCUGAGAGUGCCAGGGGCCGACCCGGGGCCCCAGGAGAGGCCAGGUGCUGAGGCCCACGUGGGCACCCCAACAGGGCAGGCCCAGAGCUGCCCCCUCCUCUUAACAGACAGGCUCCAGGGAACCAAGAAGCAGGAAGCAGUGGUGUAAUUUUGGAGGAAAUUCUCAAAGCCAGAGCCAUUAAGGGUUGGGGGGGGCUAUGUCCAAUCUGAUAGAAAUAUAACAGGAUAAAAAGUCACAACGGCAGGUUCCACUCAGAGAGAAACCCAACCCCAAAUUUCCUCUCCUUAAUCCUGCAGGAGCCUACAGCUGGCCAGCAGGAGGGGGAGAGGGCACGCUCGGUCACUGCAGAAGCCCCCCGCCCCCGCCUGCCUAGAGAGCCAGGACUCUCAGGCAGAACGUGGGGGUCCCGCUAAGGGCCGAGAAAGGUACCUCUUCUUCUCCUGGGCACUGAAGACACUUGGAGAACCGACCUGGGAAGGGUGCCCCCGAGGGCCUCCAAGCUUGCCGCCCCUGCUCCACUGGGCACCAGCAGUCCUGUGGGGACAGUCUGGGGCCUACCUGUGCUCAACCACCCACCUGGCCCAUGCAUACCUGGGCUGGGUGAGAGCCCAGACCCCCUCACAGAUCCUCCAGAGACGACAAACAGGUAGUCAGGCAUAGUCAGGUGCCCACCUCACAGCUGGGCAUAUGGGGGAGGGGUGGGAAGCAUGCUUCGCACAAAGGUGGGGGUGGGCACGGGGGACUCCCCAUGGAGCCCAAGGACAGGCAGGGUGAGGCUGGAGGGUGUCUCGGGGGUGCCAAGUCAGUAGGAGAGGACAGGCCGCUGGGACAGUCCCUGGGGGGAGCAGGUCCUGGCACAGGACGUGCAGCCAGGCCCUCAGCUGCCGGGCCUGGGACUCGACAGCGGCUGCAGCUUGGCCGGCCUCAGGCCUGGGCAGUGGGCCCGGUCGCUCCCUGAGCUGCACCGGUAGCAGCAGAGGCCGAGGGCCUGGCCCGCCAGCCAGCGGGAGAGGAGGGGCGGGGGCGGGGAGGAGCACGCCGUCACCCUCCACCGCUCCAGAAAUUCAAACCAGACUGGGGGUGGUGGGCCGGCCGAGCCCCAGCGGGCGCGAGUCCACUCGGCCGUCCACUCCAGCAGCCAGGCCCCCCGUGCGCCAGAGCCCUACUCCCUGCCCAGGACCCAGCGCCCCACGCGUGCCCCGGGCGGCAGCGUGAAAAGAGGGCACGGCCCGCACCCUCGGCCAGCAGCCACUCCUGAGGCCAAGCAGGCCUGGAAACGCUCCGAUGGCCGUCAGGGCCAGGCUGUCAGCUCCCUGUCCCCAGCCCGGGGAACGAGCUGCUGGCGGUACCACGUGACCCGUCACCAGGC